Schizophyllum commune H4-8 is the source of this 730-nucleotide messenger RNA. RefSeq lists its product as uncharacterized. The transcript is spliced from 2 exons. The record is from RefSeq and is a predicted model, not a curated record. Lineage: Eukaryota; Fungi; Basidiomycota; Agaricomycetes; Agaricales; Schizophyllaceae. The coding region runs from base 86 to 637 and encodes 183 amino acids.
GGAGAGGAGAGGGGGGAGAUAUAAGUAGGAGAUACAAGAUCCUCGGGAUUAUACGAGUAUAUUCGAUUCAGUGCGCCGCAGCUCCAUGUCAGUUGCGCCGGACUUCCAUGCAUGUGCGCCGUACCUCCAUGUCAGUGCGCCGCACCACCCAAGUGCGUUCGAGAUCCGCUCCGACAUGUCCUCCAAGCACAUUCCUUCAAGUGCCCAUCUUCGAAAUGCGGACCCUCCUUCUCCUCCUCCCUUCCGCUCCUCACUCCGCUCCCCGCUCCCCUCUGCCCCGCUCCCCACUCCCUCUCACCGCCCGACCUCCCGCCGCGCCCCCCACUCCCACUCGUUCCCCCUCACUCCCACUCGUUGCUCCCUCACUCCCACUCGUUCCCCCCUCACUCGCAGGACCGCUCCCGCCUCUCCUUCUCAUGACUCCCCCUCCCCUUCGCCCGCGCCCUCACCCCCGUUUCUUUCCCCUCGCUCGUUCUCCGCCUCGGCCCCGACGCGUCCUGCGUUGUCGAGAUCGCCCCUCGCUCGUGCUCCGCCUCCCCCCACGCCGCCCGCCCGCUCGUCCGAUUCUUCCCCCCUCGUUCGUCCGAUUCUUCCCCCCUCGUUCGUCCGUUUCUUCUCCCCUCGCUCGUCCUCCUGAUCGCUUCCCGUCCUCUGUCCCCCUCGGCGCGUCGUCAAACUCGCUCGUUCUCCGCCUCCCCCCACGCCGCCCGCCCGCUCGUCCGAUUCUUCC